Branchiostoma floridae (Florida lancelet) is the source of this 1999-nucleotide messenger RNA. RefSeq names its product integrin beta-1-binding protein 1-like. The coding region runs from base 227 to 823 and encodes 198 amino acids. Gene Ontology annotation, cellular component: ruffle; lamellipodium; cytoskeleton. Gene Ontology annotation, molecular function: integrin binding. The record is from RefSeq and is a predicted model, not a curated record. The transcript has 7 exons. Gene Ontology annotation, biological process: negative regulation of focal adhesion assembly; negative regulation of substrate adhesion-dependent cell spreading. Lineage: Eukaryota; Metazoa; Chordata; Leptocardii; Amphioxiformes; Branchiostomatidae.
UUUUCUAUAGAAUGGUAGCGUCUAGAUUUUGGGAAAUCCAUCAUGGCUGCCGUCAGAUGAAAAUAUUGGGGUGUUGCCAAAUUCUUACCAGUUUACUGCUGAUUGUUGGUAUUUUAAUUUUCCCUCCGAUAUAAGAUGAUAACCUAAGGAUUACCUGUGAUAUUUGGUUGGAAACUAAAGGCGUGGGGACGUCUCAUACGCAGUGAUUUAAUGCGUGGGAAUCAACAUGUUUCGUAACAAGAAGAAAAAGAGCAAGAAAGAGGGUGACAACUCACUCAGCAGUAAAAACAGCUCCAGUGGAAAGGCAUCCUCAAGCAGCAGUGGCCAGUGGUCCCGAUCCAGUGGUACAGGGUUUGAACCCAGCUCAGAGUCCCAGAGAAGCUCAGGUGUGUCAGCAGUGCUGGGCGGGGUCGCAGAGUUCAAGGUGAAACUUCUGGCCGUGCUGGACAGCCUGGAGGAUGUGGACAACCAGGGAGCCAUCGGCAUGAUCAACACCAUCGACCUCAACCAGCAAUACCGAAGGAUACCCUUCAUUGCCAAGGAUGAAAGUCAAGUCAUCCUGGUAUUGUUCAAGUAUGGGAUAAAGGUCAUGGAGGUCAACUCACCUGUGGUACUAUACAGACAUCCCCUGUACAGUAUCCAGAGAGUGGUUUGUUAUGAUGACGGACUGGGGAAACAGGUUGUGGCCAUAAAGGUGGGACAACCCAGGAAAACCAAGUACGGCCUGCUGGCCUUCCAGUGUAACAGUCAGGACCAAGCGACUGAAAUCUGCCGGACUCUUGCCACCAUAAUUGAGGUCAUCACCACACCGGAGAGGUCCUAACAAAUGGUCGGGCCACCAUUUAUAUAUGUGGGUCAUAGGUCACCAAUGAACACAUACCACCAUCCUUAUUAUGGCUGACAUAUCUCCAGCAAGGUCAUCAGGUGAUCAAGAGUCUGGGCACUGGAGGUCAUAGGUCAACAAUGCCAGUAGCCUUGCCAUGCUGAUCCAAUCAACGAAUAAGUGUGACCCUCAAGUAUUUUUGACCUUAAGGUCAAUGACUUUUAUUAUAGGAUGAUUUUAUGAUAAAGAACGAAGCACACUCAAACUAAUGUCAAAGCUGAUGUUACUUAUAGUAGACUACCAUGCUGUUAUAAUGAUUAUGAUGAAAUGAGCAAUCAUGGAAAGGUAAUUAACCAACAUUGCAAAUCAUGUAAGUUUUCAUUUUUUGCGGAAGAUAUAGAAUAGAGUCCAAAUAGUACAUAUACAGUUCAAGAUUUUAUUAUGAAUUGUAACCUUGAUAGCUGUAGUAUUUAUUGCACCUACCUACCUAGUCCCUUGACCUCCAGGUUGUUGGGGGGGACAAGGUAGCCAUGAAGAUAGAGAGCAACUGAUAAUAGUAAGUUAAAAAAACACAUUUACGUUAUUCCAUAAUGCAAUGCUGAUGUAUAUAUGUAUUCAGGGUUUUUACUAGGAAACAUUGUUGUCAGCAAUUUAUAAUAAGUAAUGAGCGUAGACAUAAUCCCAAUGACAGUUGCUAUUUGUAAGGAGAACAUUUUACAUACAACAUGUACUAAUACUCAGUAUGAAGCCAACAUUACUGUAGAACUGUGUGGUGUUGUAAACCAUCAAUGGUUAUUUUAGAGAUUAGCAUUAUUUUUCUAACACUCAACAGUUAUAUGAAGUAUUCAAGUAAAUUAUUGUAAAUUAUUCAUGUACUGCAUUACAUGUUAGAUUAUUGUUACAGUACUAUAAUUGUAGAAAAAAAAAUUGUAGUAAAGGUACCACUCUAUUGCCUCAAGUGCAGCUAACAUUGACUGAAGAAAAAACUUUAUUUUGUAAAAUUCUGGAGCUGAGCCAUAUCUUUGCGUAAAAUUUUAAACCAUGUUAGUCCCUUGUUUACAUUGUACACCAUAUUUCUGGUAUGUAACAAAAGUGUUUGCCCAAAACAGCAAAUAUUUUCACCAUAUGCAAAAGUUAAAACAAUGAUUAAUUAAACAUUAUGACACAUUUUCAAAA